Molecule: messenger RNA, 1697 nt
Organism: Procambarus clarkii (red swamp crayfish)
Lineage: Eukaryota; Metazoa; Arthropoda; Malacostraca; Decapoda; Cambaridae
Product: centriolar and ciliogenesis-associated protein HYLS1
Biological process (GO): cilium assembly
Cellular component (GO): non-motile cilium; centriole
Source: RefSeq, a predicted model, not a curated record
AGGAAACAAUUCUCUUUUAAAUAAGGCGGAUAUAAUGACAUAUGUAACAUCAGUUUUAAAAUCGUUGGCACAAAAAUUCCUGUUGUUGUUGUGUGACCUCAAUUGUGGUGUGGCGUUGUUGGUGUGGCUGCCGUCCUGCCUCGGGUUCCUCACUUGGUGUUAAGAUGCCUUACCGUUUGAGGGUCACCGAGGAAGAAGUGCGGGAGGAAUUGACUAAGCUGGGAUUCGAAGAUGUUUCUGAUGAAAAUGUUGAACGUCUCCGUAAGGAUCUUCUAAAAUUGAUCAAGAAUGAUCUCCGCAAAGUUAAACAGCAAAGGUGUCAGUCCAGAGACUUGCACGACUCUGUUAGCCAUGAUGAAACUCCUGCCAUACCAAGCAAAUUAAAUAUAAGGAUGCCAUUACCAGAUACUUCUACACCAAUUCCUCCUGAACAACAAAUGCCAUCUACUUGGAAGUCUUCAGUCAGGCCAUUUGGGAGUUCUCUGUCUCAGUCAAGAAAUAAUGCAAAUGAAGAUGCUGAAGAAAGUGGAUAUUCUGACUUUGAUAGUAGAGCAUCAGCUACAUCUGUAUCAGAAAGAGAGAAGAGCGACUCUUCUUCAGCCAUGUAUUCUCCAAGUGAUAGUACUACAGGAGCCAGAAUGUCUAAGGAAAAGAUUAAAUCGUAUUCUGGUCUACUACAAAAAAAUAAAAUUGAAAAUAGAGGUAGAACAUUCAGACACACACAUGUUGAUACACACAGGAUGCCAACAGGGCCAGUUGUAGAUUCACAAGUCACAUUGCAAAGACCAACAGAUGAUCAAUCAAGAGGACAAUCAAAUGGGAAUAAAGUGAACCAGGAUCUUAGAAAGCAAAAGGUUGCUGGGAUGGCAAAACAUAAAGAUGGCUUGCCAGAGUACCCUAGUCGGCCUGAUCCAGUUACUUUAUAUCAUUUCUACAAGGCACAUUGGGAUAAGUUCAAAGCUCCUGGAGAAGAUCCUCGAUCAAAACUUCGUUGGUCUGUGCGUACAAAGCUGUUUUAUUCAAAAUAAACCUCAUUUAUUCCAGGGUGUAAAAGUUUCUUUUUAAUAAAUUUCCCAAGUUUUAAAAGUUUAGCUUCAUACUGACUGAAGAGGAAAUAUUUCAAUAUUCCUAAUUUUUCAAUUACUUAAUACAGUAUUCCUUUGAGUAUGGGAGCAAGUCUGUUACAACACACACAUUUUCAUUUAUAAAGCAAGCAUAAUCUGUUUGAGUACAACAUAUAUAUAUAUGCUCAUUUUAAUCUUUAAUCAGAUAGUAAUACAUGAAAUAUAUUUUGACUAGCAACAAAUUAUUAUAUAAUAAUUUUUUGAACAAAAUUAUAGUACUGUACUGUGAUACAUUUAAUAGGAAUAGCAAAUCACUUGUUAAUGUUUAAAUGUUAUCAUUUAAUGCCAUUAUUUUUAAGUAAAGAUGAUUUAUUAUCCAUAAAUAUAUGUAUACUGUAAUGGGAAAGAACAGAUGAUUUAGAAAUAAUGUGAGUUUAUAUAAGGUUCUCAACCCCAAGUUAAGGACAUGGAAACAUUUUUAGCUACAGUUGACUUUUGGAUGUACAUGUGAAUGUAUUUCCCGAUACCUCGCAUUUAAAUGGUCUGUCUAGUACUUUGUUAAACAUUUUAAAGGGAAAACAUUCCAGGACAAAGAUUAUUAUAAUUAUUAUAAAUAAAGUUAACACUACCAUA